Molecule: messenger RNA, 342 nt
Organism: Rotaria socialis
Lineage: Eukaryota; Metazoa; Rotifera; Eurotatoria; Philodinida; Philodinidae
Source: the annotation of a GenBank genome assembly
AUGCAUUGGAUUUGGCUGAUCACUGCUUUUAUUAUCAUUAAUAUCUGUCAAACACGACCUGAUUUAUCAAAAAGUUCAGAAAUAGAAUAUAUUGAUAAAGAUGGCAUAUUUCCAAUGGAAUCAGAUACUAUGAAUCUCGAAACAUCUGCAUCAAAAAAUAAUGUUGAUGGUUCCACUUAUGAAACUACUAGUGAUGCAGUAUCACGUGAAAGUCUUGUGAAAUUUAAGAAAGAUGAACGAGAUGUAUUAUCAUAUGGUAUGGCCACUAGUAGCACCAACAAUCAUGGGCAUUUUAAUUUCCUGUUAAUUAUUACUGCUCUUAUGUUAAUAAUUCAAUUUUAA